GCACUCACUGUAAUAAAUUGUUUAUCUUCCUUCGAAACACCCUAAGGUACACACACACAUACACACAUCCACGAACACAUGUUCACCACUCGCAGCACAUCCGGAGAGUGCGGCCAAGAUAAAGAGCUCAAGAGAGCUGCUGCUGCUGCCUAUGCCCGGCACUAAUCCCAAUUGACGGACCGACCGGGAUAGCGGACGCCUUUUUAUCGCAACCCUCGUAUGCGCGCAGGGUAGUUCGAGCGACAAGAAACUACUUCAUCAAGAUGUCGAUCGCGGUACGUUGGGCAAAGCGGCGUGUCUUCGUUACGAUCACGAUCGUGCUCGUGGUGUACUACUUCCUGUCCGCCUCGUACCAGCCGUACCAGAUCAGUACGAUCAUCCCGCGUACCAAACCGGAAGACGUGUGGGAGUUUGUGGCUGACUUUAGCCGCAUGAAGAAGCUCAACCCAACCAUACUAAACUUCCGCAUUCUGGCCGAUCACGGCAACUUUGAGCAUUGGAAAUAUACGGUCGAGUACGACGAGCGGUUAUCGCACUGGCCGCACACGUUCAACACGGCGAUCGGGCACUACUCCGUCCGGAAGCUGCCCGAAUCGGAAGGUGGACACUAUUCCGUUGCCUCCACGCAUCGGACAUGCUUUCUGCUAGGCCUUUUCUGCUUGAACGCGAAAGGCGAGUUUAAGAUAUCGCGCAUCCACCAGGAGGACACGUACUGCGAGGAAACGGUACGCUACCAGUGUCCCUUUUUCUUCGGCCGGUUCUGUCGCCGCGAGGUGGAGUUUCAGCGGCAAGCCAUCAUGGAGAACCUGCGGUUACAGUUCAAGCAGAAAGCGUUCGGAAAGUGAUCGGUCGGUAGGGUGGAAAUAUGCGCGUAAAUUGAGCGGUUAAACAGUAGAGAUAAGAAUUUUAAUAAGACUUAGGAUAAGACUGCGCGCGUAUACGUGGUCAUCUGUGCUAAGCGACUUUUUUGGAGGUGCUUAUUAAACAAGCUUAUAAAACUUAUGUAGUGUGUUCUUGCGAGUACAAAGAAUAAAUCAUUGCAAAAAGGCUUAUUACCAUUCAAAUAAUAACUACAAUUUGAAGAUCUAUCCUUUCUAACACUUCUUCCAUCGUUCGAUUAGGAUACGUCUAACUAUUGGUUGCCUUUACCAAGGUGCAGAAGGUCAAACUUCUAUCUAUUUCUUAAACCUAACUACAAUCAAGAAAGGCCAAAAUAUGAACUAAUCGAGGUAAAACUGUAAGACUGUUUGUAGCCUUGAAUUGAAAACUUCAAACGAACUUCUGGUCCCACAAUG
This is a messenger RNA of Anopheles merus, 1295 nucleotides long. RefSeq lists its product as uncharacterized. The record is from RefSeq and is a predicted model, not a curated record. The transcript is spliced from 4 exons. Bases 264 to 845 code for a protein of 193 amino acids. NCBI's taxonomy places the organism in Eukaryota, Metazoa, Arthropoda, Insecta, Diptera, Culicidae.